Oryzias melastigma (Indian medaka) is the source of this 2502-nucleotide messenger RNA. RefSeq names its product oocyte zinc finger protein XlCOF6-like. Gene Ontology annotation, biological process: regulation of transcription by RNA polymerase II. The coding region runs from base 39 to 2318 and encodes 759 amino acids. The transcript has a single exon. Gene Ontology annotation, cellular component: nucleus. Gene Ontology annotation, molecular function: RNA polymerase II cis-regulatory region sequence-specific DNA binding; DNA-binding transcription factor activity, RNA polymerase II-specific. The record is from RefSeq and is a predicted model, not a curated record. Lineage: Eukaryota; Metazoa; Chordata; Actinopteri; Beloniformes; Adrianichthyidae.
CUUGUAUUUGUGUCUGUGCAGUCCUCCCACAACAAUGGAUGAUGGAAGAAGAAGGUCUCUGGAACCAACAGAGGAACUUCAGAGUGGAACAAAAUGAUCCAGAAUCUACAGAGACUAAAGAGGAACCAGAACUUCUACAGAGAGAAAAGAAACAGGAGGAUCCAGAACCAUUGCAGAUUAAAGAGGAGCAGGAGGUACCAGAACCAUCACAGAUUAAAGAGGAACCAACAUCUCCACAGAUUAAAGAGGAGCAGGAGGAACCAGAACCUCCACAGAUUGAAGAGGAGCAGGAGGAACCAGAACCUCCACAGAUUGAAGAGGAGCAGAAUGAACCACAGACCAUUCGGAUUAAAGAGACUUUCACCUUGAUGGAGAUUCCUACUUUUGAGGAACAUGAGAAGAGUGAAGCAGAUUUAAACAAUCAGCUGAGCUUUAAUGGAACUGAGAGUCAGAAUGAAGAAGGAAACCAACAUGAAGAAUCAACAUCAACUCCAGAUGAAGAGACAGAGCCACAGAACAGAGAUCAGAGGAAAAGAAGAGACAGAAGUCAUGUCCAAAGUGUGGCCAUCUCUCACAUGUCAGAAAGUCAGUGUGACUCUGAUGUUAGAAAAAAGUUCAAGAUGAAAACUUUGGUUUUGAAGCACAAACAAUCGCCAAAAGAACCAAGACUUUCCUCUGCAGGGUCUGUUAAAAAAACAAUAAUUCGACAUGAUGUGUCUUUCCAGAUGAGAUCUGAGUCUGAUGAAAGACCUUAUGUCUGUGAGGAAUGUGACAGAAAAUUUUGUUAUGUAUCACAGCUCAAAACUCACAUGAGAAUCCAUACAGGAGAAAAGCCUUUUCUGUGUAAAGAAUGUGACAGACGUUUUAGUUGCAUGUCUAAUCUAAAAUCACACACGAGAACUCAUGCAGGAGAGAAGCCUUUUCCGUGUAAAGAAUGUGAUAAAAGCUUUAGUUGCAUAUCUAAUCUUAAAACACACAUGAGAACUCACACUGGAGAGAAGCCUUUUUUGUGUAAAGAAUGUGAUAAAAGUUUUAGUCAAAUAUCAGCUCUUAAAACACACAUGAGAACACACACAGGACAGAAGCCUUUUCCGUGUGAAGAAUGUGAUAAAAGCUUUAGUGUGAAAUCUCAUCUCAAAGAACACAUGAUGAUUCAUACAGGAGAGAAGCCUUUUUUGUGUAAAGAAUGUGACAGAGGUUUUAGUAAAGUAUCUAGUCUCAAAAAACACAUGACAACUCAUACAGGAGAGAAGCCCUUUUUGUGUAAACAAUGUUAUAAAAGUUUUAGCCGCAUAUUUGUUCUCAACGAACACAUGAGAACUCAUACAGGAGAGAAGCCUUUUUUUUGUAAAGAAUGCAAUAAAAGUUUCACUCAUAGAUCUAAUCUCAAAGAACACAUGAAAACUCAUACAGGAGAGAAGCCUUUUUUGUGUAAACAAUGUGAUAAAAGUUUUCGUCGCUUAGCUGUUCUCAAAGAACAUAUAAGGACACACACAGGAGAGAAGCCUUUUUUGUGUGAAGAAUGUGAUAAAAGUUUUCGUGUGAUAUCUAAUUUCAAAACACACAUGAAAACUCACACAGGAGAAAAGUCUUUUCCGUGUAAAGAAUGUGAUAAAAGUUUUAGUCUGAAGUCUUAUCUCAAAGCACACAUGAUAAGUCAUACUGGAGAGAAGCCUUUUUUGUGUAAAGAAUGUGAGAAAAAUUUUGGUCGCAUGUCUGAUCUCAAAACACACAUGAAGACUCAUACAGGAGAGAAGCCUUUUUCAUGUAAAGAAUGUGAUAAAAGUUUUAUUCAAAUAUCUAAUCUAAAAAAACACAUGAGAACUCAUACAGGAGAGAAGCCUUUUUCGUGUAAAGAAUGUGACAGAAGUUUUAGUCGCAUAUCUAGUCUCAAAACACACAUGAAGACUCAUACAGGAGAGAAGCCUUUUUCAUGUAAAGAAUGUGAUAAAAGUUUUAUUCAAAUAUGUAAUCUCAAAAAACACAUGAGAACUCAUACAGGAGAGAAGCCUUUUUCGUGUAAAGAAUGUGACAGAAGUUUUAGUGAAAGAUCUAAUCUCAAAAAACACAUGGGAACUCAUACAGGAGAGAAGCCUUUUUCUUGUAAAGAAUGUGACCGAAGUUUUAGUCAAAUAUCUAAUCUCAAAAAACACAUGAGAACUCAUACAGGAGAGAAGCCUUUUUUGUGUAAAGAAUGUGACAGAGGUUUUAGUAAAGUAUCUAGUCUCAAAAAACACAUGACAACUCAUACAGGAGAGAAGCCUUUUUUUAAAACUAGGGAAACUCACAGCAGAGGACUUGUGAAGAAAAGACAAUAAUAGAUUAAACUAGGAAGGUUUAACUAUUGUGAAAAAACAUUUUCCCUAACUUUUAGAGCCAGUUAAAAUCAACCUUUAAAAAUUGUAUUAUAAUGUUCAUUCCUCACCAGAAACAACCCCAAAGUGGUAUUUUGAUCCAUUCAGGCAUUUCUGGGUAAUCCUCUAAAAAUCUCAGAUCUGAGCA